Molecule: messenger RNA, 8915 nt
Organism: Solea senegalensis (Senegalese sole)
Lineage: Eukaryota; Metazoa; Chordata; Actinopteri; Pleuronectiformes; Soleidae
Gene: plekhm3
Product: pleckstrin homology domain containing, family M, member 3
Exons: 8
Coding region: 1771-4128 (785 amino acids)
Source: RefSeq, a predicted model, not a curated record
GUGUUGGUAGUAAAUCUUUAUAAUUAUGUAUUGGACAAAGCAAUUCCUGUCCAGUCAUGUGAAUACAAACUCCAGGUAAUAUUUUCUUUGUGUUUUCAAAAAUGUUUAAAGAGAAUAGGAUCAUGGUUCAAGUAAUCAAAACUGAUCAAAAGCACUUUGAAUCUGUGCUUACCUGGGUUAUGUUGGUUGUGUUGACUUGACAGAAAUACGAUCUAUGAGUAACCAACAUAAUGAUGCUUAGUUAGGUCAGAGCUGUAACUGCACUCAUGUAUUCUAGGAAUGAUUACAUCUUAUUGUAUAUGGUUUAUUUUUUUCCUCAAUUGUUAGUACAGUUGUUAACUGUAUUGUACAUGCACUACAAUGUUGUUCAGAGGAAAGUAAAUAUUGACUUUGAAAGACAAAUUUGUAUCUUAUUACUCAGCAGCUUUAUUCAGCACUUUUUGAUAUUGUUUAUUGACACAACAAUUAUUAGUGCUAAGUAGAAGCUUGAUUGUGUGGUCAAUAAUAGUAGGUGUUGUGUCCUCAAGGAAUCAUCAUGAAUAAAUCGGAAAUAAAUAUUCAGUAUGUCAGCCAGCUGGUUGAGAAUUGAACUGUGGUGAUGUAAUGCACUUUAAAUAAUUGAUGUGUUUAGAAAAGUAAAAGAGGCUGCACUUUGGAAGAGAAGAAAAAUCAAUGAUAGUCAGAGGGCACUAAUGAGAAAGAAGAACGUGAAGACGUAGAGAAAGAGGAAGAGACAGAGGAGGUGAGAGAAUUUGAAGAGACAGGCAGUUAGGCAGAUGGAUGGGAACCCCUCCCAUGCCUGUUUCCUUUCUGCUCAGUCUUGUGAUAAGCAGUUGAAGAGGAAGUCAAGUAUUAUUUCAACCAGAUGUGUGAGAGAAGAUGAUCAUUUCUAUUUGCUUAGGAAGAAUCUGUAAAGUUCCAGUGUCUGUGUGGUGAAGAUGCUGUAGAUAAACCACAAACAGCCUCCACCAGUGACUUCACAGCCACCUGACAGACCAAAAAUAAAGCUGGUGUUGUUUCCCAUUUAUAAUAUUUUUACUCUUGUCAUAAUACAUAAGAAAUCUUUGUAACAGUGUUUUGCACUGUUGUUGUGUUGUACAGCGGUGUGCAGUGUCUUUUGCCUUGUGCUCACUCAUGCUAUCUCCCAUGAGGUUUAUACAGUCCACACAGACGGACUGCAUAGAUUUGUUUUUUUAACAGAGUGACACACAAUGCAGUCCUCCUUUUCAUGCGGGGACUUUUUGUGUACCUGUCACUUGAGUUCAGUUGUGCGUUAGAGUAAAGCAUGUGUACUUGCACUGCUGCUACUGCUGUAGGUAGAAUUAAUUUUGUGGAAUACACUGAUUUUGUACCACACCCAAUGUAUAUAUAUAUAUUUAUAUAGAUUUGUGUGUAUAUCUGGCUAGUAUUUUUGUUUGCUUGUUUAACUCCCAAGUUGCUGCCAGGGUCAUGCCUGGCUCUGGCAUGAUACUGCAGUAGCUUUACCUCAAGAGUUAGUGAUACACCAUUGGAAAGGGAAACUAAUACUGUAUGAAUGCCCAAACUUGAGGAAGGAAGCUGGACUAGACUACAGACAGCCGUUUGUGAAGCUUGUAUGCUACUUGGAUCUCCAUCACUUAUUAGUUCAUGAAAGUAACUUCAAGACCUGUGUUUGUGCCGCUGACAGUUAAGUUGCUUUGUUGGAUAUGUGGAUGCUGCUAACAGGAUCUUUCUGCCAGUUUUGGGAAACUAUCUAGUUGUGAUAUUUACAGCUCAGGGGAAGACCCAGUCAUGGAGGGUCUUGAGCAGCUUGACAUAGUGGGCGAUAUCAGCCCAGCCUUGGAGGCCACUGAGGACUUUAUCCACUGCAUGGAUGGGAUACAAGGCCAAAGUACAAGCCAGGCUCAUGCAAGGAACAAACAGCCUUCCAGACAGCCCAAGCAGCUGCAGGAAGUGUCCACUACUGCAUUAGGGAAGUUGAGCUCUAGUGGCGUGUGGAGCCUUCUGGCUGGGGAGCAGAAGGAAGUGGGGCCUUUAGGUCUGGCAUGGGCCGACAACUUCAGCGUGUUGGGGCUCGGGAUAAGCUUGAGGCAUGGCAAGAGAAGCCGAGCCCGCUCCACCAAUGACCUGGCAGCCCACACAAAGGAGUGCACCAACAGCACCGCCAACUCCUCAUCCAAGUCAGCUUUCAAGAAAGGACACAACCGGUCCAGAUCUGACAUCAACUACCGCCCAUCUGCCUUCACGGACAAUGGACUGCCCACAGUAGACGGCAGCACCCUGAAGAACGUGACGUUCAACCACCAGCGAGAGGCUGAUAAAAACAGCAGUAGCAGUGUGGUGAAGCAGGGUGAAAUGGAGCAGCGUGAGGGGCCCCGGGGCCGCUGGACACCCUGUCACGUAGAACUGACGCCAUGUGAGCUCCGGCUGUACAUUCUAGACAGCAGUGCCAACCGCCAGCUGGGCACUGCCUACUCCCUGUCACACUGCCAGAGCGUCAUCUUACCAGCACCCUGUGGCCAGCGUGGCCAGAUCAGCCAGCCUGCUGAUCAGUGCACGCUGGAGGCUUUGUUCUUCAACAGCACACGUCUCCAGCUGAGGGCAGCCAGCCAAUGGGAGGCCAUGGAGUGGAGGCAGCUGAUGUGGGAGAAAGUGCAGGUAGCCAGACCUGUGAGGCAGAAGAACCGCCAGAAUAAGACCACGGUGGAAAACCAACAGGUUGUCAUGUUUCCUGCACUUACGUCACCCUCCUCUUCCCCCUCACCAUCAGGGCUUGACACCAGGCCUGAUGGUGAGAGUGAUACUCCCACCUCUGCAGAGGCCUCAGUCUCACUUCAUUCUAAUUCUGGCAUCUUGAGCAGACCCACUACCCUUCCAUUGUUCACUCAGCGCUGCCAGGAUAUCCUCAAAGCUGGUUUGCUCCACCAGCUGAUGGACCAGAACAACUGGCGGACCUUUAAUUUUGUCCUGACCAGAUCCUCUCUUCAAGCCUUCCCUCCCGAGGGCCAUGGGUCUGUGUCCCAGGCUGUCCUUCAGUACUCUCUGGCAUCCUGCUUGGCCGUGCGGCAUGGUCAAGAACAAGAGAAUGGAGAGCUUUGGAUGGAGAAAAGGGAACAUUUCCAGGUAGUUUUCCCUAAAGAGGUGCUUCGACUUCGAGCAGACUAUUACCUUAAGGCCCAGGAAUGGGUGGAGGCCCUGCAUGAGGCAGUGGGAGCACAGAGGCCUGCUCAAGAAGAAGGGUUAGAAACUGGAGAAGCAACUCCAGGCUCCCAAGGCGUGCUGUUAAGAUCAAAACCAUCUCGUGAGAGGAGGCAGCGGGAGGCCCAGAGAGCCAAGAGGCAGUCAGUCACCACCAGUUUCCUCAGUAUCCUUACCUGUCUGGCUGUGGAGAAGGGACUCACUGCUCAGAGCUUCAGAUGUGCAGCUUGCCAGCGUCCAGUCGGUCUGUCCAGAGAAAAGGCAAAGGUUUGCUACUACAGCGGCUGGUACUACUGUCAGAGCUGCCACCAGGACAACUCCUUUCUCAUCCCAGCACGUCUGCUGCACAACUGGGACACCAGCAAGCACAAGGUUUCCAAACAGGCCAAAGAAUUUCUGGAGUUUGUGUAUGAGGAGCCACUGCUCGACGUCCAGCAGCUCAACCCUUGUCUGUAUGAGCACUGUGAGCCUCUCAGCACCGUGCUACGUCUCCGUCAGCAGCUACAGUCACUGCGUGCCUACCUGUUCAGCUGCCGGGCAACUGUUGCUGAGGACCUCAGACGAAGGAUUUUCCCCAGAGAAUAUCUGCUACAACAUAUUCACCUUUACUCCAUAGCGGAUCUGCAGCAGGUGAUUGAUGGAAAACUGGCUCCCUUCCUGUCCAAGGUGAUCAAGUUUGCCAGCUCCCAUGUGUUCAGCUGCAGUUUGUGUCGAGAGAAAGGUUUCAUCUGCGAGCUCUGCCACGACAGACAGGUCAUCUACCCCUUCCAGGAGAAUGCUACAAAAAGGUGUGACGGCUGCGGCGCCGUUUUCCACACCGAGUGUCGCCAGAAAGCUCAGCCGUGUCCUCGAUGCGUGCGCCGGGAGCUCCACCACAAGAGGCCGUCCUCCUUUUGGUCGCCUGAUGACGACAGCCCGGGAUGUUUUCACCAGCCUUACCAAGACACCUGAGCACACACACACACACACACACACACACACUCUCCCUCUCUCUCACCCACCCCACACGCACAAAAGCAGUAACACUUUAGGUGCUGCCAGGCCGUGACACAGGACAAAGAGCCUGUUUUCCUGUGUGUUUCCAGGACAAAUUGUGUGACAGCUUUCAGAGAACCUGAUGCAUCAUCAGGUUUGUCUCCAUGAGCGACAAGAUGCACACAUCUGAGCUGAGCAGCGGGGAUGUAACACUGAAGAACUGCUGCACUAGGAUUUACUGAUAAAACUCCUUGUGUUUUGCAUCUUCUCACGUGUCAAAGUCGUCCUCUGCCAUCUUCAUCUCCUCAUCACACCACUACCUUCAACGUGUUUCCUCCUCCAGGAUUUAAACAUGUCAAAUCACAGCAGGUUAAGUGGAUUGAACUGAUCCUUUUCGGUGGUUUUAUUCUCCCCAAACGUCUUCUUCCUCUUGCCAAUAAAGUCACGCAAACUGUUCAGAAAUCAAUGGAUCAGUUUUGGCAAUGAGAAUUGGUUCCAGCUUCACGUUUAAACUUCUGCUUUAAAAUGUUCUCUUUUGGAAAUUUGUCAAUUUUAAACCUCUCUUUGCUCUCUGGGUAUGUGCAGAGGUUUUUUUUUGUCUUUGUUUACAGACUGAAUUAUUACAUGGACAAUAAAAACUAAUUAACCAACACUGAAUAUAUUAUAAUAAUUGGUAAUAAUAAUAAUAAUAAUGAUUGGUUGGAGCCCUGCUCAUAUUUAAGUGAUACUUCACCUAAAAUGCUUGUACACUGUAGCCGUGAAAGGCAGGUGCAGAAUAUUUGCCCAGGAAUUGCAGCUGUUGUUAAUCGAUUCAUGUCAGUUAUUGGAAUCAUUUCUAUUUGCACACACACACACACACACACACACACACCAAUCAGUGAUAGUGAGUUUAUCUUGUGCAUUUAAGCCGUCCUUUAUAACAGAAGCGAACACACAAAUGGGCACAGGAGCAGUGGAGUUAAUGUAGCUGACUUUUACAGCUCAAUGAGGAUGAAAUCAAAUGUUAAAAAAAAACACUCCCAACACCACAGUCAUGUUCUCAUUUCAGUAAUUGUGGACAAAAUCCACAGCCCUCUUUCCAAAAAAGGGAAUUUCUUUUAAGGAAACACUAUAACUGUUGUAUAACUCAAGCUGAAUAAAAACAAAUGCUGGAGUUUCUCAUCCACCUGUGUUUAUAUGCAUCUCCAGGCUGCACACGAGUGGAAUCAUUAGAAACGAAAACAAGCUCCACAGGACAAGUUAAAUAAAGGAUAUAUAAGAGAAUGUUAUUGUUUUAUGACUGUACUCCGAGUUAAACUUACUAUUUGAGCAAACAUGCUUGUGUUUCAGUUAACUUAAUGGCUUUAAGUUCCGGACGGUGGUUGUGAUUUUAUGUGUUACCUAAAGACGAAAGGUAACCAAAUGUUUCGAAGAAGCAAUUUCAUCUCCAAACUCACCAAAUGCAGUUUUUCUACACACAAGAGCACAAUUUCCACAAUUCUACAGUUUGUUGUGCUGUAGGGUUCAAAUGACCCUCAUCAACUUUCAUUUAAGCAAAGUAUUAGUCUUUAAAAAUAUGAAAAACUGCUUCACUUGUAGAAGAUAUUGAUGAACCAGACUAAAAGUCAUACAUCUUCAUAUCAAGGAAACACAAGCAGCAAAACAAUUACAACUUAAAGCUGCAGUACAUAACUUUCUUGGUCUUUUUUUGCUGUUUUUUUGUUUAUUUUGAUUUUUGUGAACAGAAACGAUUGAAUUGUACCUAUGAAGCAUUUAACUGCUGACUCAGCUGAUUUAUGAGCAGUGCAAUUCACUUGUGACACCUCACCUUUUAUGUGGGCGUUUCUUCCUAUUUCCUCAUCGUGCUCCAACCUGUAUGUGUUUGUACACCUGCAGUGUCAUAAAACACAUCACUUCCUGUGCGCAGCAUGGAUGUGUCGCUGGGUAGGGCUGGUCUCAGUGGUCAAAAGGUUUGUCACGAUAAACUUUCAGAUUUUCAGAUAGUUAAUGAAGAGCGAAAGUUGAAGAAAGCAAUUAAGUGUGGUUUUAUUUAUUUCAAAAAUUCUAAGAUAUUGAACCACAGUUACAUUGCUAUUGAAGAAAACAAUAUAUACAGUAUAUAUUAUUAUAUUGAAUUAUUGCCCAGCCCUAUAUAUACAGGAGACACGAGAUUGACAGUGGUUUUAAGUCCAGCAGAUGUUUGUUUAUGUUUAAAAAAAAAAAAGAAAAAGUUAUGCACUACAGCUUUAAAAUCUGACUAAAUCCAAGCUGGCCACGGCUGCUGCUGCUGUUUGUGUUUGAGUUUUUCAUCUGAUUCAGGUUUUAUUUGGGUUUUAAACAGAACAAUUAAAUUUAACUAGAUUUGAUAUGAUAAUAAUGAGCUUAAAUGUGAUCUCUCUGCUUUUUCCUCUGACUGAGUUAUUUAACCUGUAGUUGUGCAACGAACGAUGUUUGUUAACUCACCACCGAGUUCACUCUGUUUAUCAGUGUUUCUUCAUGUAAAUGUGAGUCUGACGAGGACGUACUCAGUCUGAGCACAUCUUCUUCCCUCCGUCAGUCUAACUGUAAAAUACCACAGGCAAUAAUAUACUGUCAUUUAUCGGAAUUGUUGCCUUGUCCUCUCCCCUCCUCUCCUCCCCCGUGAUUCUGCUUCCUGUGGUGCUUUAUUCAUGCAGAAUCUUAUCAAAUGUGAUAGCAGCUUUAGCUUUUAGUAUUUCUAUGCAACCUAGACGGCCUUUUUUGACCCUCUGCUUCCACACGUGUGUACAUGUCUGCAAACUCUGUCGUCCGAGUUCAUCACAACGUCUGUGUUUCCAUCCACAAGUUUUCUAACGGACAUUUGAAACCUGAAUGACACACAUACUGAAAUGAAACUGAGUUUUUGUCUAUUUAAUAUUUAUUCCAUCUCAGCAUGUAAUUGAAAUGCACUUCUAGAUUGUUUUUAUCCAAAACCUUGAACUGACAUUCAAAGUUUACAUAUGUCAUUUAUGUAUUUUGCAGUGUAUACUUGCACUUAUACAAAAAAACAGUGCAUUGUGGUUUUAAGUUUCCAAAAUAGCGUCCACAAACUUUCUUUGUUUACUCUUUGGCAUCGUAACACAUUCACAGCUUUAAAAUUGAACGUGCUGCAAACAAAGUUCUAACUUUGGAUGGAAACGUAGCUGCUGCUGCGAGAUUUCACUCCCGAUAAACUGAUCCGGUGUCAGUUCCAGUUUUACUCGUUUCCCUCUCUGAGUCCACUCCCGGGCUCAUUCUCAUAUUUCCAUGUUUCCGAGCAAUAAAUAAAAACCUUCGCCUUUUGAGGGGAUUUAUUUGUAAACGAUCUGUCAUAAUCAGCACCCGACUGACAAACACCCCCCAGUUCUUGGCUUUAUGUGGAAACAUGUAUUACAGAGAUCAGAGUGACAGUUAUUCACGCGUAUGAAGCAUGUGCGGUACUGUAGACUGAAACUAAAUAACCCAGUAGUUUUCAAAUAUGGCAGGAAAAGUGCACUGAUGUGAAGGAAUGAAAUGGGAUUUAUUUUUGACUUUGUCUUUUGAUGAUAUCGUUGACUGAUUCUGCCUGCUGCAUAAAAACAAACUAGUGAAUAGGUAUUUAAGCCUUUGGGAAAGUAUUUUUGAUAUUUAUGGUAUUUUGUGUUUUUAUUUGUUGUUUGUCAAUAUUUUUUUCUUUCAAUGGUUUUAUUUGUGCACACAGACGAGAGUUCUCUAACAUUCUCAAUGUCACUCAUUAGUUUUGUGUGUUAUUGUGUAAACAACUCAACACCGAUCGGGGGGAAAACGCAGCCUUAACCUUAUAGAUCACGAUUUAGUUACAUUUGUAAGAGUAUUAAUUAAUUAAAACUGCCCUCAAACAAACGGUUACCAUGUAAAAUAUGUUGAAAAUUAGACUCUGUGUAUGUUUAUAAACAGUUUUCCUCUUCAAAUUAAGUGAUUACGGUGAUUAAAAUUACAUAUUAGAGAGAAAACUAUAAUUUAGACAAAAAAAAUAUUAUUUAUAAAUAUUAGUUAUAUUUAUAAUAAGUUAUAUUUUUGUAUUUUAAUUAUUUCAACAAACUGAAGGCAGUUGAAAUUGGUAAAGAUUGCAAAGUCUUCAUCGUUAAAGAAGCCUUUCACUUCUGAAUUCUUCAUUUGUGUGCACAAAUGACAAAUGAAAUAACUCCCAAAAUCAGUUGUUGGGUUUGCCUUCAUGUUACUUCACAUGUUCCCGUAAGAUUUUUGCAUUUAUUUGCCUAUUUUCUGUUGCGUGUCUGUGUUGUUUCCAUGUUAAGUCUAAAUGUGGUUUCACGUCUUGUCAAUUUUGUCAAUUUAUUUGAUGAAAUUGGAGAAUUCCUUCUGGUUUUUUUUCAAAGAUAUUUUUUUUAAAAUGAUAAGUUAUGUUUUGAAAUCUUAAGGCUGUUUUUUCUUUUAUUUAUCAUCCGUGCAAGACUUUUCAGGUUGAUUUCAUUGUGUUGUGUUUACAGGUGGAAUGGAACUGUUCUUUAUGUCGCAGGCACAUUUCCAUCAUUGCAGUAUUCUUUCUUUUCUUUUUCUUUUUCUUUUUUUUUACAUCAUGCUUGGAGAAGAAUGUAUUGUACAGUAUUUAAUCAGAAUAACUGGACUGAAAAACUCUUCUCAAAUUUGCACUUUCUGAAUUAAGUUUUUUUUAUUCUAUUAUCGUGUCAAAGUUAUGCAAGUACGUACAGGAAGGUGUUUGUUUUAUUUAAUCAGCCCUUCAUCAUGUCUGGUUGUGUUCACAUUUGUCAGCUUUCCACUGAUGCCAAUAAAGACAAACUUCUUAAAAA